Saccharomycopsis crataegensis is the source of this 1206-nucleotide messenger RNA. Its product is annotated as Rho family GTPase. Bases 1 to 1206 code for a protein of 401 amino acids. The transcript has a single exon. Gene Ontology annotation, biological process: small GTPase-mediated signal transduction. Gene Ontology annotation, cellular component: cytosol. NCBI's taxonomy places the organism in Eukaryota, Fungi, Ascomycota, Saccharomycetes, Ascoideales, Saccharomycopsidaceae. The record is from RefSeq and is a predicted model, not a curated record. Gene Ontology annotation, molecular function: GTPase activity; protein kinase binding; GTP binding.
AUGGCACCUAAAUUCAAACUUCUGAAAUCAUUCUAUGGCGCGACCCAGACUGCCCCAGACUUCUCCCAGCCCACGCUUGUGGCGGACGGCAAUGAUGAUGAGGCUUACCAGACCCCAUUUGCAAAACAAUACCAUCAAGAUGAAGACUAUUUUCCUUCAGAUAGUGUAAAUGUGUCACAGGAAACUCCGAUCGACCAAGAAACUGUGCCUUCUCUUCCUGGAACACUGACGAGCCCACAGAAACCCAAGGUUCCUACUUUGGAUCCCCUUAGUAGAGAUGGGCUCCGUGAAACCCUGGGUAGCAAGACUGAUUUCAAAGAUGAAGCCAAGGAUGAACCAACCCCUUUGCCUUCACCAAAAAAACCAACCUCACAGGGUGAUACGUUGUUGUAUCAAAAACAUCGUAGGAACCAAUCAUCUAUAAGUUUGAUGAAGACUUAUUCCAAUGUUCCUGAUUACCAAAUUGGAGAAUAUAAACAAUCGUCCGCACUACGAGGCAAACCACAGUAUCAUGUUAAGAUUGUGGUGGUGGGUGAUGGAGGUUGUGGUAAAACAUGUCUUUUAGUAUCAUAUUCCCAAGGUGAGUUUCCAACAGUCUACGUGCCAACAGUAUUUGAGAAUUAUGUGGCACAUGUGAAGACCCCUGAACAGGAUACAGUCGAAUUAGCACUCUGGGACACGGCUGGGCAAGAAGAAUUCGAUAGAUUAAGACCACUAUCAUAUCCAGAUGCCGAUGUAUUUUUAAUAUGUUACUCUAUGGAUAGCCCUGUUUCCUUGAAUAAUGUCAAACAGAGCUGGUAUCCUGAAGUGCAGCAUUUUUGUCCAGGAGUGCCAACGAUUCUUGUUGGAUUGAAGUCUGAUCUAUACCAAGAAAAAUCCACAGCUACAAAGAUUGAUCGAAAAAUGACAAAACAGGUUGCCAAAGAGAUUAAUGCAGUAGCCCAUAUAGAAUGCUCCUCAAAAACCAUGUUCAAUGUCAAAACAGUGUUUAAUGUUGCGUUGGAAACGGUAUUAAAGAAACUCAAACAACAACGAGUUUCUGAGAAGAGAUCCUCUGUUAUUGGUAAAAUUAGCAGCUCCGCUAACAAGAAGUCUGCAAUGACUUCCAAGAAGCUGGAGCCAAUUUUACAAUAUGGUGCUUCUGCGUACUACGACAAUCAGAAUGAGCCGGUGAAGACUAGAAAACGGAAAUGCGUAAUUUUAUAA